Colletotrichum orchidophilum is the source of this 1515-nucleotide messenger RNA. RefSeq names its product prenyltransferase and squalene oxidase. The transcript has 5 exons. The record is from RefSeq and is a predicted model, not a curated record. Gene Ontology annotation, molecular function: protein farnesyltransferase activity. Gene Ontology annotation, cellular component: protein farnesyltransferase complex. Bases 1 to 1515 code for a protein of 504 amino acids. Gene Ontology annotation, biological process: protein farnesylation. Lineage: Eukaryota; Fungi; Ascomycota; Sordariomycetes; Glomerellales; Glomerellaceae.
AUGAGUGAGAUGAGACCCCGCAUCAAACCACUCAAGCGCCGUACCAAAGUCACCUUCAUCAAGCGCGCAGCAAAUAUGGCUGCAUCGGCCCAGACCGGGUCGCCGCAACACUCCGACAGCGACAUGGAUGAGGAAUUCAUCGACGACACGAGUGAUCUAGGAAUCGAGCCGAACGGGGUCGUGCCAGAACUUUUCACGGCGUCUCCACCUGUGCGUGAUGCGCUCCCGACGGCCACAUCAUCGAUCCAGGCCGAAACGGUGCGGGAGUGUGUCCCGCUGCUGGCUGCUACGGACAGCGACAUUGAUUACAACGCUCACGGAGUACCUUCACUACUUCGUGAUAACCAUGUCAAAUUUCUACAGAAGCAGCUUGGGAGAUUCCCGGCCCCGUAUGUGGCGGCCGACGCGAGUCGGCCCUGGUUCCUGUACUGGUCUCUCAACGCCCUGGCCUUGCUCGGCUACGACACAGCAGUGUACCGGGAGGACCUGAUAAAGACAGUGCGCACAAUGCAGAACCCGUCCGGUGGUAUCGGGGGCGGUCACGGACAGGACUCCCAUCUCGCCACAACCUACGCAGUCGUUCUCGCCCUUGCCAUUGUCGGCGGUGAGGAUGCAUACGAGGCGAUAGAUAGGAAAGCCAUGUGGAAAUGGCUCUGCUCUCUCAAGCAACCCAGUGGCGGGAUUCAGAUGGCCCUGGGCGGAGAAGUAGAUGUCAGGGGAGCCUACUGUGCAACCGUAAUUGUAACCCUCUUAGACCUGCCUCUGGACCUUUCAACCGACUCUCCGGCCUGGACGCCUGAGCGACCCACGCUCUUCACUGGAUUGGCGGAUUAUGUACGUAGAUGCCAAACGUUUGAGGGUGGAAUAUCGGGAAAGCCGGAUGGUGAAGCGCAUGGAGCCUACGCUUUCUGCGCUUUGGGCUGCCUCUCGAUUCUGGAUACUCCGCAUCGCAUCAUCCCCAAGUACCUCGACGUGCCACGACUCAUCUCUUGGCUCUCGUCACGGCAGUACGCUCCGGAGGGUGGCUUCAGUGGCCGCACAAACAAGCUCGUCGACGGCUGCUACAGCCAUUGGGUUGGUGGGUGUUGGCCCUUGAUCGACGCUGUGCUGAAGGGCGCGAUCGAACUCGAGGAUCAAUCAACCGAGGCGCACUCUGCUCCCCACGAGGGCAGUCUUUACAGCCGAGAAGGGUUGAUUCGAUACAUAUUGUGUUGCGGUCAAGACCGGUCCAAACGUGGCGGUCUCCGCGACAAGCCCAGCAGGCCGUCGGAUGCGUACCACACUUGCUACGUCCUCUCAGGACUGAGCUCUGCGCAGCACCAGUGGGAUCUCACAUAUUUCAACGAAGAUGAGACGAUCCUAUCGGAGCCGAAGUGGGUGGCGUCGCCUUGUGCCGAAGGAACACAGGUAUUCAACGAGGAGGACCGCGUCGGGACGAUCCACCCCGUCUACACCAUCCCCCAAGAGAGCGUCGACGACAUGAAGGCGUAUUUUGCGUCGAAACAGGGAUUAUAG